AUGUACACCAAGCCGUCUAAACAGGCCCUGCAGAAGUCCAGGGCACGGGUCUUCGUGGGACAGUUGGAGCCCUACGUCACGGAAGACGACCUCUUCCCCGUCUUCAGCUGCUACGGCCACGUCCUUCACGUCAACGUCGUGCGCCACUCGACGACCGUCACGCCGCACGAGGAGCGGCGGAUCCCGACGGCUUUUGUGUGGUACGCCACAACCGCGGAGGCCGACGCGGCGAUCGCCGCCCUGCACAACAACUUUUCCUUCUCCCCUAUGGACGAGGAUGAGAGUAAGCGGCGGCAAAUUCAGGUCAGCUACGCGGAUAAAUCGCCGGAGUGUACGAACUUUGGGCGGUGGCAGAAACAGCACGCGGAGGCCUCAAGGCGAACGGCCACACACAGGGAAGAGGCGGCGGCGACGACUAUGUCUAAUCCCUCCCCCAUUUCCACGCAGAAAACAAUAGAAUUUCCAACAGAAGAAGGGGCAAUCUUUCGAAGAAACUCCGCUGAUCACGAGGGGAUUCGCAGGGAAAUGCUUUUUUCACGUUGA
Molecule: messenger RNA, 543 nt
Organism: Phytomonas sp. Hart1
Lineage: Eukaryota; Euglenozoa; Kinetoplastea; Trypanosomatida; Trypanosomatidae
Source: the annotation of a GenBank genome assembly